AUGCAUUCAACCUCUAAUCCAUUGACUGCUGUGCCCGGAACUGCUGUUUCCACUCGCUCAACCACAAAGACAACCGCCACAACAACUAACACCACGGGCAGUGCAGCAAAUGUAACGACAAACUCGGCCACUCACGGUCGUAUAUCUGAUGGCAAAACAGAUUUGCCGUGUAAGCUGAAUCAAGAGAACCUCUCCGAUAGUGCCUCUUCUGAAGACGCCUCGGAUGAGGAGAUUUGGGCACCGAUGCCCGUACGCGGUAUGCUAAGCAAAUGGACUAAUCUGCUUCACGGUUGGCAAGAACGCUAUUUUAUCCUAUCCGAUGGAAUGCUCACAUACUACAGAAAUUCAGAUGAGGUUAGCCUCGGAUCGCGUGGAGCGGUACGUGUGCGACUCGCCGAUGUGAAAGCACACGAGUAUGAUGAUUGUCGAUUCGAAGUGAGUCUGCCACAGUUCAACUUGUGA
Messenger RNA from Echinostoma caproni, 462 nucleotides. Lineage: Eukaryota; Metazoa; Platyhelminthes; Trematoda; Plagiorchiida; Echinostomatidae. The record is from the annotation of a GenBank genome assembly.